Molecule: messenger RNA, 1404 nt
Organism: Aedes albopictus (Asian tiger mosquito)
Lineage: Eukaryota; Metazoa; Arthropoda; Insecta; Diptera; Culicidae
Product: zinc finger protein 189
Exons: 3
Coding region: 203-1165 (320 amino acids)
Cellular component (GO): nucleus
Molecular function (GO): zinc ion binding
Source: RefSeq, a predicted model, not a curated record
AUAUCGAAUGGGGCACUGUAUAAAGUAUGGUUCUACAAAUACUAACAUACCUGUAAGUAUAUGUAUCGAGAAUAAUAAAAUUGAACCACGAAACGAAUCAGCUGUUCGUGCAGCAUGUAUAAGUAGUUUACGGAGCUGUUGGGCAGCAAAUAGUUUUGUUUUUUAGUUGGAAUUGAUUACUAAUUCUUGAACGCUUCGCAUCAUGAGUGUUCAAAUUCCCGAAUUCCCCAUCAACAGCUGUAUGGCAGUAUGCCGAUUGUGUUUGAGUGAAGAAUCUCUUGAGGAUAUUCUUGAGCAGGAGGAUCUCCAUAUAUUAAUUGCGGAUUUCCUCACGAUUGUUAUAUCCGAAGAUGAUACAACUAGUCGAUUCAUAUGCGCUACGUGUCGGACACGGCUGACCGAGUUUCGAGACUUCAAGUGGCGUUGCCUAGAAGUGCAGGAGUUACUACAGGGACAACUGUAUGCGGUUGUUGAAGACGAAGUGCCCUUGGUGGAAGUAAAAGAUAUACAAGACUCGAUUGAGGAGGAAAGCUUCGAAAUCGUGGAUGUUGUGGAAUCACUGGACAUCGAAAACAAUUCGGUUACUAUUGAGCCUGACCAUCAGGAACGCAAAUCUUCACAACCAACAAACAAGCAAAAGCGACACCAACUCCAAAGGAUCGAAUACACCAAAACAGGGCGAAAACGAUACGUCUAUGACCUGAAGGAAGUCUACCGCAAUCAGUUGGUGAAAUGUUCAACUUGUGCGAAAAUGAUUCCCAAAGUUCGAUUGGAAGGCCAUCAGAACAUGCACCAGGGCAUUCGGCCGUUCCGAUGCGAACGUGGUUGCAGUGACCGGAACUUUCACUGUCAGCAACUUCGGUUGCAUCACUACCGGAAUACACACGACGGCGAACGGCACGAGUGUGACGUGUGCUGCAAGACGUACCGAUCGCUCCGCAGCCUGAACUACCACAAGAAGGACGUGCACGCGGAGAAGCCUUUCCUAUGUUCAAAGUGCCCGCAAGCGUUCUCCUCAAACUCUCGACUAAGGCAACAUCUGAAGUAUCAUAACAGAGAGAAGAAUCACCCUUGUUUGCAGUGCAAAUACUCGUUCUACUCUAAAGCUGACUUGAAGAAGCAUUCGAAAAGACAUGAGCAGAACAGUGACGGAGCGAAUACGUAGGAGAGAACUCAAGUUGUUUAGCAUAAGGAUUAAACGAAAAGAAAUAUAAAUAGUGAAAAUAAACUCUUUUUCUUUGAUGAUGAUUAACCUGGGCUUGUUAGGGGAAUAUCUGAAAAUAAAAAUAAAAUCGCGUUAAGUACUGUUCCUUUGAAUUCCACUAAGAAUUUGCAUCCUUUGACAGAUACGUAUUUCGACCUCAACUGUAAGGUCGUCUUCAGUGUCUUGUACUUGACUCGACU